This is a messenger RNA of Annulohypoxylon maeteangense, 1812 nucleotides long. Its product is annotated as putative FRE ferric reductase-like transmembrane component. Gene Ontology annotation, biological process: copper ion import; iron ion transport; intracellular iron ion homeostasis. Gene Ontology annotation, molecular function: ferric-chelate reductase activity. Gene Ontology annotation, cellular component: plasma membrane. Bases 1 to 1812 code for a protein of 603 amino acids. The transcript is spliced from 5 exons. NCBI's taxonomy places the organism in Eukaryota, Fungi, Ascomycota, Sordariomycetes, Xylariales, Hypoxylaceae. The record is from RefSeq and is a predicted model, not a curated record.
AUGGAUAUGGCAAUGACCGGAACUCCCUGGCUGGAUCAGCCGGUGAUGCUUCACUCUUCUCGAGCCGACUCGUGUAGCAAGUUCACCGCGGCGCAAUGCGCUUAUCGCAACUACCAUUGGCGGUAUUGGUACGAAGCCGAUCACGUUUUCGCUCUUUCGACAGUAUACUUCUUCGUUGCAGUCAUCGGCGUAUGUUUUGUUGGAUUCUACAGUCAAAGACUUGCUCCUGCGUCCCUCAGAGAAAAGGCGUGGUGGCGGAAGCUAGUAGCUGGCCUUCGCUUUCUGGCCUAUCGUCGUUACGAUGUAUCUGCAAUCCGGUGGCAUGUACCAUCCUUGGGAGUUAGCUUUUUGCUGUUUAUCGGCGCGAUUUUCUUCUUGGCCAUGACUCUUGGCCCGCAGCCCUAUUACUGGCCAAACACACGGACACUUAGCUACGGCAGCUCGCCACCUAUCGCGACUAGAACAGGUUGGAUGGCAUUAGCUUGUCUACCUUUCAUGAUAAUAUUGCCGACGAAGGCAAACAUGAUUGCGUCCUUGACUGGCGUCUCUCAUGAACGGCUAAUAGUGUUUCACAAUUGGGUUGGUUGGGCGAUGUUCGUCCUGGCAUUAGUUCAUACCUUCCCAUUUAUUGUCUUUCACAUUUGGAAAGGCGACAUGGUCAACAUGUGGAAUACGAGCGUCGUAUAUUGGACUGGCGUUGUUACUAUAAUCGCGCAGGCUUAUCUGCAAGUUUUCUCCAUUCGUUUUAUUCGAGACCGAUUCUAUGAAUUCUUCAAGGUUACGCAUUACAUUGCGGCGAUCGUAUUUGUUGUGUUUUUCUUCAUCCACUGUGACUUUCGGCUCAGUUCCUGGGACUAUUUCAUCGCAACUGGAGUUCUUUACUCGCUCUCUUUCUUAUAUCCCCAGCUUCGAACGUACUUCGAAUUCGGAUUAUCCCACCGCGCUAGCUUUACGAUGGUUUCGGAUUUAACUUUGAAAGUGACGAUACCUAUCGAUACCGCUUGGCGGCCAGGUCAACACAUGUUUCUUCGUUUCGUCCACAUGGGACUACACGCUUUUACUGCCCAUCCGUUUACUAUAAGUAGCUUGCCUCUUACGAGAGAUAGCACGGGGAAUUCUAAGCUCACAUUUUACGUGCAUCCCCGAAGCGGAAUAACAGCCCGCCUUGCUCAAAGUGCGGUCAAACAGCCCGGGUUCAGCGUACCAGUGUUGAUUGAUGGACCAUAUGGCGGCGUUCAGGGCAGACCCUUAUACACAUACGACCAUAAUCUUAUCGUAGCCUGCGGCGCUGGCGCUGGUCUUUCGCUACCUUUUGUAAUGGAAAGUUUGCUGCGUUCCGCUUGGCAGGCUCGCACUGAGAAUAAGAAACUUGUCAACAAGAUCCAGGUGGUCAUUGCGACGAGAGAUAUGCAACUUGUCCAGUGGUACAAAGAAGCUCUGUUGGAGUACCUGGAAGAAAACGGGCUCGAGAUGGUACCUGAAAAUCUCGAUAUCUCAGUAUACCAGACAGGAAGGCCCGAAUCCAAAAGCAACAGUACCUCUAAAGAUCCCGAACGACCCAAGGAGAAGUUGAAUGGAAAUUCUGAGGUUGUUAGACGUCUUCCUAUAAACGUUUUCUGCGGACGCCCGGAUAUCGCCACAAUUGUGAGGGAUGCGACCCUCCAGCCGGGACACGCGAUUGGUAUAGUUGCUUGCGGACCAGGUGAGGUUCUGAAGAUAGUACAUGAUGAAGCAGCAGCAGCUCAGCUACGUGUAGUGAGGUCAAAGGCUGGUGCGCGCGAAGUAUACCUGCACUCUGAAGUCUUCUCGUAA